This is a messenger RNA of Aureobasidium musti, 1401 nucleotides long. NCBI's taxonomy places the organism in Eukaryota, Fungi, Ascomycota, Dothideomycetes, Dothideales, Saccotheciaceae. The record is from the annotation of a GenBank genome assembly.
AUGCCUCAAUCCCUAGAUGAGCUUAGACCUCGUCCUGAUGGUGUGCCGCCUCUAGAAUGUCUCGUCGCUCCCUUACGGGGAUUUUUCUGUCCGCUCUGUCCGUCAUAUAAGACAAUAUACUAUCCCUGCUUGCGGAAACAUAUUAGCAAACAACACGGUGUUCGUUGUGGCUCGACUUAUACCUCAUCCUCUCAAUCUUGUUUCCUACAACGCUGGACCGACCGGCGUAGCAAGGAUCCUGGUUACUGGAAAGUGGAUGCCGCAGCCGUGUCAGAUUCUCAGAUGCAGUCAGAUGUUAACAAUAACAUCACAACAGCAGCAACAGCGCAAGACAUUGAGGGCCAGCUUGCUCACGACUUGGCCGUUGUGGAACCUGAAGAAGAGCGCCGGCCUGCGGAAGAGUAUGACAAAGGGGCUCCCGACCUUGGUGAGAGCCCAGAACAUGAUACCAGGAGCGAUUGGCUACGUGGAUGCAACUGGCAGGAUUGGUUCACCAACAAGCCGCUUCGUGCGAUUAUAAGCGUCUCCAAACUGCCAAGAAUGACUCUUCCUGCUGAAACGCUGCAUAUUGGCAGCUGGUGCGGUCUUGACUGUGUCAGCGAGGCAGCAGAUGAACGGACACUAGCUAUCAUAUGUGUGGCCACCCGUCAUGUGCUCGAUCGUUGUGAGCGCACUUUGAAGGCAACACCGCGCACCCUGCGUUGUUGGCUGAAGAGCUGGUCUCAUGCUUACCAGCCCUAUGACUUCAAAAUCCCUCAAGCUGCAGCGGAGAGUCGCUAUAAGCAGUCAUGGUGUCGUUUCAUAAGCUACGUGUAUCGUGUUCGUGCUCUAGAAAGGCGUCUUUACGAACAACCUGGAGAGCUUUCAUCUCUACAUCUUACCUGUACGCAAGAGUCUGCAAUGAAUCGGGUCUGGUCUCUCGCUUUGGAAACUCAGUUCACGACGACCGAGCGCAAGCUGAUCGGACCCAAAGACACGAUAGCUAGGUUGCUAGAAUCACUCUUUGAGUUGUUUCUCACUUUCUGGACCGACAGACCGAAGGACGGUAACCUUGAGCGCACGCCCAUCGCAAACUUCUCUGGUGUGCUAGGCAUCGACCCAACCACGCUUGCGUUUCGGAAGCCCUAUAACUAUACGACCAACCUCUCAGCACGCAUAUGGAUAGGACGUCUUCUACUGCUAGAGUACGCGUUGCCCCUCCAGCCGUAUCUGCUCUUAGAGACCAAGAUCCCGGCAAGAGACUCAUACUCUGACUUCGGCCAAAGACUUUGUUGUGACGUACGUCCACUCUACUUACAGCGGGGCAGCGUGUCUCCUAUCGGCUACCUGAUAGAACGGUUACAGCACGGUCGUGCUAUAGCGAAGCGUGAGGGCCACCUGGCACCGUACGGUGGUCUCUAG